AUGGCGAACAAGGCCGUGCACUGGGGCACUGAGGGCAGCGUUUCCGAUAUAUCAUCCGAUAUUCUCGCCACUUCCAGUCUCGAUUAUAUCAACUCUCAGCUCAUUGCGCAUGGAUUUGUGCCAACACCAGGCCUCUCUCUCGAUGGCAUUGCUCCCGCCGACCUCGACCGGGUCGUGAAAUGCUUGCUGGGCAUGCUAAGCCAGCGAGUGGAAGAUAUGGGUCGAACUGAGGAUCUCACUACGAAACUCCGCACACUAUCCUACGACCAUGAACGACUCACAACUAUGUACCGUGCAGCGGCAGACACGGCGGCGAGUGCAGAGCGAGAAGUGAACCUCUACAAGUCUCGAUUAACCGCAACAACCCGUCUCCUCCAGUCUUCUGAAUCUUCGCACAAGCAAACAACUCUGGAGCUCCAACGAGCACGCUCAGCGCUUCAAUCCGUUCGCGCCACCCACCAUGCAGAAUUGAAGAAGAAAGAGAGAGAGAUGGAGCGCAUGGCGGAACGGUGGACAAAACUAGCUGAUAUACAGACAAAGGUUGGUGGGGCAGCCAGUGGAUUAAAGUGUUCAAACUUGAAGGCGGUGGAGAGGGCCGGAAUAGAAGUGUUGACCGGUCCUCCUCUCCACGAUAACGCGCUUCAACAGAGUGAAGAAGCGCGGCGACGACUGGCAGAGGACAACCGUCAACUCCGAGGGCUACUUCUCAGUGCGGUCAAUGAGACACAGGCAAUGCUUCAUCAAGCUCGGCCCGCAGAGAGGGAAAAGGAAGAAGAGCCACUACCACUCACCAGUCAGACACUCUUCCCUAUGGCAUCGGCUGACGCGGCAAACGAAAAACUGUCCUCAUUGCUCUCAGCUGUACGAGAAGCGGUCAACAAACCCUCGACACCAGUACCAGCACAAUCCUCGAUUACACCCUCACCUUCAUCCUCAGAUGGCGAGAUUGAGCGACUGAAACGAACAAUAUCUCGGCUAAAUCAUGAUGUUGAACGGUACCAGAAAGAAUUGUUGACUCAGGCGACGGAGACACAAGAAAUACUGGAACAAUUUGCCAACGACCCUCGUGUCGAUGGCGACGUUGGCGAAAAUAGUGUUGAGCUGAUGAUUGGGCCAGAAAGGGAUGCUGAGAGGGAACGGCUGGAGAGGAUCAAGUCCCAGUUGGAUGUCGAACGCAACAAAUUCACAGAGGCAACGCUUAGGCUGGGCCACGAGAGGGCAUCGGUAGAGGCAGACCGCAUUAGGUUGCAGGAUGAAAAACGAACAUGGGAGGUUGAAAGACUACUCGCCGAGCUACCUCCAACGCCUAAUCCUGGUACGGACGCAGGAGCGACAGCAGAACCCGUUCGAAAUUCACCCCGAAAAUCGCCAGGGAAAGUAUUCACUGUCGGCGCCAGUCGCAAGACUGGCCGCAUACCAAAACGAUCAUUAGCCCCCCCUCCACGAGCGAAAAUUGAGCCUGCAUUUGAGACGGAGGUCAUACCUGGCCCCUCGUCCUUACUACCAACAUCAUUCGUAUUGCCUCCCCCCUCACCAUAUUCCGCCUUUCCUCCGCCUACACCCCUCCUCCUGUCGUCCGCGCCAAUACCUAGCCUUCUGGAUACCCUUGCUGCCUCUUCGCCUUCGAGUUCUGAAGCACUAAGUGUGCCGCCUGUAGCCACGCCUGCAAACCCAUUUCCAAUAGCGAAACCCUUCAUUCCGCGGAUGAUCCACGCCUACUCCCCUGCCAAGCCCAGUCCACUCAGUCGCAUUUUAUUGAUGAGCCAACGAUCCCCUGCGUCGCCAGAAGAAGCCGCUGGACUGGGUUUUGGACUGUCCACGUUUGGUUUGGGAUUAGGAGCUACAACCAACACUCCAUUGCUGCAAUUAGAAUCCCUACCUGAGGAAGGAUUCAGCGCAUUAACGGAGGAUGAGUUGUUCCCUGCUGUUGCAGUUGUUCCCCCACCCCCAACAGAGCCAAAACGACAAUUGAGUUUGGCAGAAGAGCUGGGUGUAUCAGAGUCGCCGCCUGAGAGUCCGGCUGCCGUUGCAGGACCGAGUCGAGUUGUUACAUCGUCUCGUGGCCUUUCUCGGGUACCCCCGACAGAACGUUAUUCUACAACGGAGAAAGGCAAAGAGAAGGAGAAGGAAAACGGGCUGAAAGGUCGCACUGGCUCUAGCAUUCGACGGAGAGUUGUGGCGAGCGUUGCACCUUCAAAAGCGACAAGCUCUACGUUACCAAAAAUAGCGAGCACUGGUGGAAAAUUGAAAGCGGGAGGACCCGGCUCGGUUUCGCGUGCAAGGGUUAUGGCAAAAUUGCCUGUUUCUACGGCGUCUGUAACCAAGAAGGCCGCCAUAUCGUCAGCUGGCGCUCCAAGGAGAGUAUUACUGGAAAGUGCGGAAGCUGCGCAUGUUGUUCGAACGCGGAGUAGUUAA
Molecule: messenger RNA, 2415 nt
Organism: Mycena indigotica
Lineage: Eukaryota; Fungi; Basidiomycota; Agaricomycetes; Agaricales; Mycenaceae
Exons: 5
Coding region: 1-2415 (804 amino acids)
Source: RefSeq, a predicted model, not a curated record